Penicillium brevicompactum is the source of this 2466-nucleotide messenger RNA. RefSeq lists its product as uncharacterized. The record is from RefSeq and is a predicted model, not a curated record. NCBI's taxonomy places the organism in Eukaryota, Fungi, Ascomycota, Eurotiomycetes, Eurotiales, Aspergillaceae. The coding region runs from base 1 to 2466 and encodes 821 amino acids. The transcript has 3 exons.
AUGGCCUACAAUGCCGUUGCUCAACUCGACCACGAAGUGGCUUCGAACUCUUCCGCUUCUGCAUCACGCAGCCCCUCGCCCGCCGGGCAUGCAUUUGAACAGCUGCCGCUUGAUACUGAUCACAUCGGGGGAGGAAGCCACCUACAACCUGCCAAAACCGCCGACACUACGAUAUGGUGGAGGACGAUGACUACGACGCUGAUCACCGGCGAUCCGACAGCCUUCGCCGCGUGCCUCCCCCUCAACACCGCGGUCGCGCGACAAUACUCUCCACUCGAAUCUCCGCUCCCAAGCGCACACAGCGAGGCUUCCGUGCCUCUGAGCCACCCGAUCCCGGAUCUGCAGUCGAUACAAGGCGCGUAUAUUGGCAAUGUUGAGAGAUUAGAACAGAGCGCGGAGCAACUGAGCUCGUGUUCUGCUGACAUUGGGAGUGAGAUUCGUCGGCUGGAUCAGGAGCAGAAGCAGCGCUCAUGCAGCUCCGCGGCUAAUUCUGUUGUCCUCCGCAACGGUGCGUUCUCACCGACCGGGACCAUUUCCUCCGCCCAUGGGUCCAACGUUUCCCCUGCACGCCUGCGCUCCGUUUCGGGGGCAUCGCAUCUUGCCCAAGUCUCGGAGCCCACACACCACGAACAUCACGAGAUUGAUGAAUUCCCCGGACACCCCGCCCUCCCACCCCCACAUUCUCCUUUCAACCCACAAAGCGAUUAUUAUUACGACCAGUAUGUUCCACAAGGCAUUCCUGCCGAGGCGGAGCUAGAGCGACGGGCCUCGGUCGCGUCAGUCGAUACUUUCCAGCAGGCGCGCACUUUGUUCAACGAUUUCGAUGGCGUACAUUUCACACCGCUGGAGCGUGGGGUAUCCGGUCGACAGGUCCCCUUGGACCGUCCGCCACUUGCCCGCAACCAGGAGUCAUACAAAGAGCCAAGGAUGGGAGAGGACAUGGUGACCAAUAUUGACCGCGACAAACGUCGAACGCAAAUUGCCGGUGCCAUCGCCGCCGAGGAUAGAAAACCCACCGUCCCUGCUGAGCAGCAAAGCCCAAGCAGCAGCCAGAACGAGAAGCGCAAAUCCACAGUGCCACCGCAUUUGCGCGCAAGUGUGUUCUUUGAACAACCGAGUUCGUCCCUCCACGUUCAGAUGAAGCAAAAUUCUGCGGUUGCAACCCUGGAGAGUAUUUUGGACGCAUCCGCCAAUGCACCUGUCUCAGCUUUCACCGAUCACCCUUACGCCGGCCAUCUCGCGUCUCAGGCGAACAAGUCUAAACAUAAGAGUUCGAAUUCCCGGGCCACUCUUGGUCAGCCCACCAGUGCCAGCGACGAAGUCGAGAACGACGAUGCUGUGACCGUGCACCAUCAAUCGGAAGCGGGGCCUGGGAACCAACAUGACCGUGACCAUGACCACGGUCACGAGUCGGGAAGCACGGGGUCGGAGACUGACGAGCAAUUGUCAGAAACUCACGACGAAGAUGAGGAGGAACUGGACUACGUCAGCCCACCAAACACUUUGCUCGCCGAGCUGGAGUUGCGAAAGCAUGAAUUGAAACACCGACGCCGCACCGCAGUCCCUGUACCAUUCCAAGGCAUGCAGACUACGUUGCUUCAGAUGGACGAGAAGGCCCAGCAGCAAAGUGACAAACGGCGACUGCGUCCGAUUGCCUUGGCCUGGGAAAGCCGAGACGACGACGAAGACGUUCCUCUAGGAAUGCUUUACCAGAACCAAGGGGCUCCCCACCCGGAGGAUCGCCCGUUGGGUUUGAUGGAGAAGCGACAACAGGAAGAAAACGAGCCACUGAGCUCGCGCAGGGCUAGGCUGCGGGGUGAACCCAUUCCGCAGCCGCAGCCACGCCCUACCACAGUCGAUAUGGGCCGUCCCCCAGACUCGGCUCCAGAUCCAGCUGCGGAUAGUGGGGACGAGAUCGAGACAAUGGCCGAGCGCCUCCAGCGAUUGAAAGGGCAUACUCGAUCGGAGAGCGUGUUCGCCAGUGAGCUAAUGGCUGAGAUCGAUACCCGGGCUGGCAUCGUGCCCACAAUCACCCAGACGGCACCAGAAAUCAACGAAGAAGAAACGCUAGCCCAGCGCCGCAGCCGUCUCCAGAAAGAAGCCGCUACCACGCUCGAGCCCCCUAAGCCACGGGUACGAAGAAGCAUGGCUGCGCUCACGCAAGGCCGCCCCUCUCAUCUCGCUCACCAACCUUCGCAUGAUUUCUUGGCCCAGCGACCCGUUACUAUGUCUCAAUACGGGCACCGUAUGUCCAUGCAGCAUUUCCCUUCAAAUGCAGGAUACCCGAUGGCGACCGGCUACCCAAUGGGGCAGCAAUAUGGUUACCCAGUUAUGCACCCGUCCGGCUAUCCCAAUAACCCUGCCAUGAUGGGCAUGUCAAUGGGCCACAACCCUAACAUGGCCCGGCACUCAGUUGCCCAACUUGAACCCGAUGUGAUCGACCGAUGGAGACAGAGCAUCCGUUGA